This is a messenger RNA of Sapajus apella (tufted capuchin), 1696 nucleotides long. It is a transcript of the gene PEX11A, whose product is annotated as peroxisomal biogenesis factor 11 alpha. Gene Ontology annotation, biological process: peroxisome fission; regulation of peroxisome size. The coding region runs from base 144 to 887 and encodes 247 amino acids. The record is from RefSeq and is a predicted model, not a curated record. NCBI's taxonomy places the organism in Eukaryota, Metazoa, Chordata, Mammalia, Primates, Cebidae. The transcript has 3 exons. Gene Ontology annotation, cellular component: peroxisomal membrane.
GGCGCGCGUCCCCUCGGGGGUGGAGAGACUCAGCUCCGCCUACUCAGCCGUGAACCUGGGACCUGCCCUUCCCUAGGGAUCCCGCGGACCCCAGAGAACCCACGCCUGAGCCCGGUGCGACUCGUGGCCCUGGGCGAAGAGCCAUGGACGCCUUCAUCCGCUUCACCAACCAGACCCAGGGCCGGGACCGACUCUUCAGAGCCACUCAGUACACAUGCAUGUUGCUUAGAUAUUUGUUAGAGCCUAAAGCUGGCAAAGAGAAGGUGGUAAUGAAGCUCAAGAAACUGGAGUCCAGUGUGAGCACUGGCCGUAAAUGGUUCAGACUAGGCAAUGUGGUACAUGCUGUGCAGGCAACCGAGCAGAGCAUUCAUGCCACUGACCUGGUACCUCGCUUAUGCUUAACACUAGCCAACCUGAACCGUGUGAUUUAUUUCAUCUGUGACACCAUCCUCUGGGUGAGGAGCGUAGGUCUCACCUCUGGCAUCAACAAAGAGAGAUGGCGAACAAGGGCUGCCCGCCACUACUGCUAUUCUCUUCUGCUGAGCCUGGUCAGGGAUCUGUAUGAAAUUUCCCUGCAGAUGGAACAAGUUAUACAUGACAAGGCAAAGAAAGAGAAAUCAGCAUCCCAGGAUCCUUGUGGGUACAGCGUGGCUGAUGAAGAAACAGAAUGGCUCCAGUCCUUUCUGCUUCUCUUGUUCCGAUCUCUGAAGCGUCAUCCUCCCUUGCUCCUGGACACAGUGAAGAACCUCUGUGAUAUCCUGAACCCUUUGGACCAGCUGGGGAUCUGUAAGUCCAAUCCUGGCAUCAUUGGACUGGUAGGUCUUGUGUCCUCUAUAGCAGGCAUGAUCACUGUGGCGUAUCCUCAGAUGAAGCUGAAGACCCAUUAGGGUGUUUGCAGGCUUGGAACUAGUACCUACUUUAAAAGAUGGCCUCUUAGUGGGAUAGACAUUUGUGUAACUCACAGGCCAUGUCACACUGCUUACGUUCUUGUUCAUGUGAGCAUUUAGCAACCUGUGAUGUGUGCAGAGGUGAGGCCAAGAACAGAGAAGGGAGGAGCAUGAAGAGUGGAAUGUUUUUGGAGUGCUGGAGUGACUUGUGAAUUUCUGAAUAUUUUCCCUUCAUCUAACAUUGAUUGGACAUCUCUUAUGCGCAUAGUAGGAGUUUAGUAUUUGCUGAAUGAAUAAAAAUUGAAAAGAAAAAAUUUAAAAAGACCCAAUCACACUGAUCAUUGAGGACUAAUAUACAGUAACUUUAGGGUUAUGUGGCUCAUUGUUGUCACAGGAUUACGGCAGUCUGGUGCACAGUGCUCUCAGAUCUAGUGCAGGCUCUGGUGUCAGCAGCAGGAUGGAGGAGAGCUGUGCUUACAGCCUCCCAACUUGUUGGCCCUCACCAUCACUGCACCCAUGUCCCUGCUCAGUCCCGAAGGCGAAUCAGAAAAGCAUCAGGCACCUUCAUGGAAUAAAUUGUGUCUGUGGGUGCAGUGAAUAAGCAAAAAUCAGGAGCAGACAGGAGGGACUCAUAGAAAUAGGUAGAGGUUCACAAUGGGUGCCUAUAUGUAGCCUGUGACAGAUAAGAGGCUGACAGUGAAACAAGCAAAAGACAACGGAGGCUAAAGCCUCGUUCCUCUGACAAUAGACUCCUAAUCCAGCAAAAAACAACUGAGGCCACAGCCUUGUUCCUCUGACUCCGAAUCCAG